Cuscuta campestris is the source of this 1157-nucleotide messenger RNA. The record is from the annotation of a GenBank genome assembly. Lineage: Eukaryota; Viridiplantae; Streptophyta; Magnoliopsida; Solanales; Convolvulaceae.
GACAAAGGAUGUAAAAGUACUUCCCUACUUGUACUGCGAAGCCCAAAAAUUAGGGUCUGGACUGGGAAGUAAGAUGUUCAACAUAUCAAUGUGGAGGUGCAUGCAUGAGUAGAUCUGGGAAGAAUUUUCAGUUGGAGUGAUAUCAGAUCCCUCUGUUCCAUCAGUAUCAAUUUCAAGAAGUAUGACCUCAACCUCCUCGCUCUCCAGAUGAAUAACAGAGUCGCUUUCAGAGGUAAGGUCGAUUACCUCUUUCGCUUUGACCAGGGAAACAUCGGCAACGAUCUCGUUAUUCUCGAGAACGAUUACCUCGUCCUCCUCCUUGUCGUCAGAGCUGUAGACCUGGAGGGAUGGGGCUGCUGGAGCUGGAGGGGUGGGGCUGCCGGCGUGGGAGCUGGAGGGCUGGACUACCGUAGACUUCCUCGCAGAUGCCGGCUUCGAGACUGGACUGCUGCAGACCUGCGCUGGAGCUGGAGGAGUGGCACUGCCGUCGCAGCUAUGCUCUCGAUGGAGAAGAAGGACAUUGAAUUGGAGUUGUCCGAAUUCUGGAGCUUGUGGAGGGCAGGGGAGAGUACUGAGGAUCAGGAGGACGGAGGUGGCGAUGACCACGACUCCGAGGACCAUGUUGACGAUGGACACAGUGGUGGGGCUCGAGAUGGCGAGGGUCCCAGUGAUCAGCGUCAGUUCGUGUACGUCAAUUCAGAUAACGAGGUUACAAUCACUAGCGCUGGUGCUGGUCUCAUCACACCGGCAUUCUACGAGAGGACGGACACAACUGGCAUGUCGUGGGGCAAAGUCUCAACGACGACGAAGGAGUUCUACUAUCGAGAGUUCAAGAAAAAUGCUAGAGUGGAUCCGUCAAUCGAUGAGGGCAGGCUGAGGAAAGCUUUUCUCAAGAAAGCGGCUGAAUGGUUCACAAAUUUUACGUACAAUCAAAAAAACCCAGGUCGAUUGAAGAAGAAGAAGAUGGACCCGAGGCCAUUUGAGCAGUUGAAGAAGGUUUGGGAAGAGGAUCCGGAGUUUCUGAAGUUGAGUAAGACUAAGAAGAAGAACAGAAGGAAGGGAAAAGAGGAUGGUCCUGCUCUUGGGACGUAUUGUGGAGGUUGAGUUCCAUUUUCUGAAAAUAUGAAUCGAUUGGCUAAGAAAAAAGGGGGGCAUGU